AGUUAGUUGUGCUGACGUGCAGCGCGGCCCAGGCGAGGUGCGAGUGGCGCAGUCGGAGCCCGCUGCGGCCCCUGAGGAAGCGAGGAGGCAUUAGUGUCGGUUGAGGCGGCGGCUCCAGGCCCCGAAAGAUUCGCGAGCUUGGGUAGCGGCAGCGGCAGCACCUCUUUUUCUCGGAGGCGGCGGGCGGCGAAGGCGGUGAAGGCGGCGGCGGCGGCGGCGGGAGCGGUGGUGCCCCCCCGGGCACGGGGCCAUGUACAACGGGAUCGGGCUGCCGACGCCCCGGGGCAGCGGCACCAACGGCUACGUCCAGCGCAACCUGUCCCUGGUGCGGGGCCGCCGGGGUGAGCGGCCUGACUACAAGGGAGAGGAGGAACUGCGGCGCCUGGAGGCUGCCCUGGUGAAGCGGCCUAAUCCUGACAUCCUGGACCACGAGCGCAAGCGGCGCGUGGAGCUGCGAUGCCUCGAGCUGGAGGAGAUGAUGGAAGAGCAGGGGUACGAGGAACAGCAAAUUCAGGAAAAAGUGGCGACCUUUCGACUCAUGUUGCUGGAGAAAGAUGUGAACCCUGGGGGCAAGGAGGAGACCCCAGGGCAGAGGCCAGUGGUAACUGAGACUCACCAGUUGGCAGAAUUGAAUGAGAAAAAGAAUGAGCGACUUCGUGCUGCCUUUGGCAUCAGUGAUUCCUAUGUGGAUGGCAGCUCUUUUGAUCCUCAGCGUCGUGCUCGAGAAGCCAAACAACCAGUUCCUGAGCCUCCCAAACCUUACAGCCUUGUCCGGGAGUCCAGCAGUUCUCGCUCACCAACUCCAAAGCAAAAGAAAAAGAAAAAGAAGAAAGACAGAGGACGUAGGUCAGAGAGCAGCUCUCCGCGACGAGAGAGGAAGAAGAGUUCGAAGAAGAAGAAACACAGAUCAGAAUCCGAAUCCAAGAAGCGGAAGCAUAGAUCUCCUACUCCAAAGAGCAAACGUAAAUCUAAGGACAAGAAGCGAAAGCGAUCCCGAAGUACAACACCAGCCCCCAAGAGCCGCCGGGCCCACCGUUCAAGUUCUGCGGACUCGGCUUCCUCUUCUGAUACUUCCUGCAGUCGGUCUCGAAGUGCUGCAGCAAAAACACAUACAACUGCCUUGACUGGGCAAAGUCCUUCCCCUGCCUCAGGGCGUAGAGGAGCUGGAGAUGCACCUUCCAGGGAACCAAGUACCACCAACAGAGGGCAUCCUAGCAGCCCAGAGCCCUCUACAAAGCAGCCUAGUAGCCCUUACGAAGACAAAGACAAGAAGGAGAAAUCUGCAAUUCGACCUAGCCCCUCUCCGGAAAAGAGCACAGGCCCAGAACCACCUGCUACCACUCCGCUCCUUGCCGAGCAACAUGACAGCUCCCCAAAACCCCUUGCAACAACUCCCUUAAGUCAGGAGCCAUUGAAUCCCCCAUCUGAGGCUUCCCCAACCCAGGGCCGUUUACCACCUAAGUCUCCUGAGAAACCUCCCCAAUCAUCAUCUUCGGAGAGCUGCCCACCAUCCCCUCAACCUACCAAAGUUUCUCGGCAUGCCAGCUCCUCUCCUGAAAGUCCUAAACCCACACCAGCUCCUGGGUCCCGCCGAGAGAUUUCCUCUUCUCCUGCAUCUAAGAAUCGCUCACAUGGCCGAGUAAAGCAGGAUAAGUCACAUUCUCCUACUCCUCGUAGGGUGGGGAGGUCCCGUAGCCCUACCACCAAGAGGGGGCGAUCACGGUCUCGAACCCCUACUAAGAGAGGUCAUUCUAGGUCCCGGUCCCCUCAGUGGCGUAGAUCCCGGUCUGCACAGCGAUGGGGACGAUCUAGAAGCCCCCAGCGACGUGUCCGCUCUAGGUCUCCUCAGCGACCAGGCUGGUCCAGGAGCAGAAAUACCCAGAGAAGAGGCAGGUCUAGAUCAGCAAGGCGAGGCAGGUCGCACUCUAGAUCCCCAGCCACUAGGGGCAGAUCUCGUUCUAGAACACCAGCCCGGCGGGGCAGGUCUCGGUCUAGAACGCCCGUCAGGCGGAGAUCACGAUCCAGAACAUCCACUAGGCGUAGGUCUCGGUCUAGAACACCAGCCCGGCGGGGCAGGUCUCGGUCUAGAACACCUGCUAGACGCAGAUCCAGAACCCGUUCGCCAGCACGACGGAGGUCUCGUAGUAGAUCGGCAGCCAGGCGAAGUGGCCGGUCGCGCUCUAGAACACCAGGCAGACGUGGCCGGUCGCGCUCUAGAACACCAGGCAGACGUGGCCGGUCGCGCUCUAGAACGCCAGGUAGACGAAGUGGUCGGUCGCGUUCUAGGACACCAGCCAGGAGAGGUAGAUCUCGGUCUAGGACACCAGCAAGACGAGGAAGGUCCCAUAGUAGAAGUUUAGCUAGACGGGGAAGAUCUCACUCUAGAACACCACAAAGAAGAGGCAGGUCUGGCUCAUCAUCAGAGCGGAAGAACAAAUCCAGAACAUCACAGAGAAGGAGCAGGUCCAACUCAAGCCCUGAAAUGAAAAAAUCUCGUGUUUCAAGGCGGAGCAGGUCUCUCUCUUCACCGCAGUCCAAAGCAAAAUCUCGCUUGUCUUUGAGGCGAAGUCUUUCUGGGUCCUCUCCAUGCCCUAAACAAAAGUCUCAGACACCACUAAGGCACAGUCGCUCUGGAUCAUCUCAACCUAAAGCUAAAUCUAGAACACCACCAAGGCGAAGUCGUUCCGGUUCUGCUUCUCAACCUGAAGUGAAAUCUGGAACACCACCAAGGCAAGGGUCUGUAACAAGUCCUCAGGCAAAUGAACAGUCUGCAGCAGCACAAAAAGGAAGCUGUUCUGAAAUGUCACCUGACCCUGAAGUGAAGUCUAAGACCCCUUUGACACAUAGCUGCUCUGGGUCCUCUCCUCCUAGAGUAAAAUCUAGCACAUCUCCAAGACGGAGCCGAUCCAGGUCGUCAUCUCCACAACCCAAAGUGAAGGCAAUAACAUCACCAACCCAGAGCCAUUCUGGCUCUUCUUCUCCAAGUCCUACUAGGGUAACGUGUAAAAUCCCACCAAGACAAAGCAGAUCAGUGUCUCCUUGCUCCAAUGUGGAAUCUAGAUUGUUGCAAAGACACAGCCAUUCUAGGUCCUCCUCACCAGAUACCAAAGUGAAACCUGGAACACCACCAAGACAAAGUUACUCAGGUUCUACUUCGCCGUGCCCCAAAGUACAGUCCCAAACUCCAUCUGGAUUAAAGUCACCUUGUUCUCAAGAGAAGCCUAAAGACUCACCAGCACAAAGUGGCUCUGGAUUUUUCUCCCUCUGUCCAAGAGUAAACUCUAGCACACCACCAGGAGAGAGCUAUUUUGGCAUCUCAUCUCUGCAACAGGAAGGACAAUCUCAAACUUCACCAGACCCUAGAUGUGAUACUUCAAGCCCAGAAAUAAGACAGAGUCCUUAUGAAUCUACAUCUCAGCAGAGCAAAUCUCAAACAUCUCCUAAGGGUGGCCGGUCCAGGUCCGCAUCUCCAAUCACUGAGCUGGCACCUAGAUCUCCAACAACACAAGAUAGAAGCAAAUUGUCAGUAAGCCCUAGGCUGAAAUCUGGACUGUCUCCUGAGCAGAACAGAUCCCAGUCUGACUCUUCCCCAUACCCUGCAAUGGACUGUAAAUCUCUUCUGGGGCAGAGUAGAUUGGCGUCUUCUCCUGAAUCAAAAGAGAAAACAGACUUACUCCUUCAGGAGGAUAUCACUACAUCGUCUAGACUAAGAGACAAAUUGAGUCCUCCUCCAAGGCAGGAUAGACCUGAGUCCUCACCAGUACUCAAAGACACAUCUGGAACCCCAACAAAGGAAAGAUGUGAUGUUGGGUCAUCUCCAGAUUCAAAAGACCAAAGUAGUGCAUUAGCUAAGCCAAGCCAAGACGAAUUAAUGGAGGUGGUGGAGAAAUCGGAAGAAUCCUCAAACCAGGUCCUAUCCCAUGUGUCUCCAGAACUUAAAGAAAUGGCUGGAAGUAACUUUGAACCAUCUCCUGAAAUAGAAGAGAAGCCUGCUGUUUCUUUGACUCUUGACCAAAGCCAAUCACAGGCUUCUUUGGAAGCAGAAGUCCCUGCAGUGGCCUCAACUUGGAGCGGGCCACAUUUUUCUCCAGAACAUAAAGAACUGUCAAACUCCCCUCCCAGGGAGAAAAGCUAUGGAUCACCUUUAGAAUUUAGAAACUCAGGCCCUCUUGUAGAAGUGAAUACUGGAUUUUCUCCUGAGGUUAAAGAUUUGAAUGUACCUUUUCCUAGUCAGGUAGAGGCAGAUCCAUCUCUAGACAUGAAAGAACAAUCAACCAGGUCCUCCAGACACAGCAGUUCUGAGUUAUCCCCAGAUGCAGUGGAAAAAACAGGAAUGUCUUCAAAUCAGAGUGUCUCGUCACCAGUACAUGAUGCUAUACCCAGAACACCCUCAAGGGAAAGUAGUUCUGCAUCUUCUCCUGAACUGAAAGAUGGUUUACCCAGAACUCCCUCAAGGAGAAGCAGGUCUGGGUCUUCCCCAGGACUUAGAGAUGGGUCUGGGACGCCCUCAAGGCACAGCUUACCUGGGUCAUCUCCUGGAAUGAAAGAUAUACCCAGAACACCAUCCAGGGGGAGAAGCGAAUGUGAUUCUUCUCCAGAACCAAAAGCUUUGCCUCAAACUCCAAGGCCAAGGAGUCGUUCUCCAUCAUCCCCAGAGCUCAACAAGUGUCUUACUCCCCAAAGAGAAAGAAGUGGCUCAGAAUCAUCAGUUGAACAGAAGACUGUGGCUAGGACUCCUCUUGGGCAGAGAAGUCGAUCUGGAUCUUCUCAAGAACUUGAUGGGAAACCCAGUGCAUCCCCUCAGGAAGGAAGUGAAUCAGACUCUUCUCCAGAUUCUAAAGUUAAGACACGAAUGUCACUUAGACAGAGGAGUCAUUCUGGAUCAUCCCCAGAGGUCGACAGCAAAUCCCGACCUUCUCCUCAACGUAGUAGGUCUGGCUCAUCUCCCGAAGUCAAAGAUAAGCCAAGAGCAGCACCCAGGGCACAGAGUGGUUCUGAUUCUUCUCCUGAACCCAAGGCUCCUGCCCCUCGGGUCCUUCCCAGACGAAGCAGAUCAGGUUCAUCAAGCAAAGGUAGAGGCCCUUCACCUGAAGGAAGCAGCAGUUCUGAGUCUUCUCCAGAACACCCACCCAAAUCCAGAAUGGCUAGAAGAGGCUCUAGGUCAUCACCAGAGCCCAAGACCAAGUCUCGCACUCCACCUCGUCGUCGCAGCUCUCGAUCAUCUCCUGAGCUGACUAGGAAGGCCAGACUCUCCCGUAGGAGUCGCUCUGCAUCAUCCUCACCAGAGACCCGCUCUAGAACUCCCCCAAGACGCCGAAGAAGCCCCUCAGUGUCUUCCCCAGAGCCAGCUGAAAAGUCAAGAUCCUCACGCAGGCGGCGUUCAGCUUCAUCCCCACGCACUAAGACAACUUCGAGGAGAGGCCGGUCUCCUUCCCCAAAGCUUCGUGGACUCCAGAGGUCCCGUUCUCGCUCAAGGAGGGAGAAAACCAGAACAACCCGACGUCGAGAUAGGUCUGGAUCUUCCCAGUCGAUCUCUAGGAGAAGACAGCGGAGCCGGUCACGGUCCCGGGUUACUCGUAGGCGGAGGGGAGGCUCUGGUUACCACUCAAGGUCUCCUGCCCGGCAGGAGAGUUCCCGGACCUCCUCUCGACGUCGAAGAGGCCGCUCCCGGACACCCCCAACCAGUCGGAAGCGUUCCCGCUCACGCACAUCACCAGCCCCAUGGAAACGCUCCAGGUCCAGAACACCCCUGGUCAGCCGACGUAGGUCCAGGUCUCGAACUUCACCAGUCAGUCGGAGACGCUCAAGGUCUAGGACAUCAGUCACUCGACGAAGAUCUCGCUCAAGAGUAUCCCCAGUGAGUCGGAGACGAUCAAGGUCCAGAACGCCACCAGUAACCCGUCGUCGUUCAAGGUCCAGAACACCAGCUCGCCGCCGCUCCCGUUCUAGAACUCCACCAGUGACUCGCAGAAGGUCCAGAUCUAGGACUCCACCAGUAACAAGGCGGCGAUCUCGAAGCAGAACCUCACCUAUUACUCGCAGAAGAUCGAGAUCCAGAACUUCCCCAGUCACCCGUAGGAGAUCUCGAUCUCGCACGUCUCCAGUAACUCGGAGGAGGUCCCGCUCUAGAACCUCUCCAGUGACACGCCGCCGGUCUAGGUCCCGAACACCUCCAGUUAUUCGGCGCCGCUCUAGGUCUCGAACCCCACUGUUGCAACGCAAACGUUCUCGAAGUCGCUCACCACUUGCUAUCCGCCGCAGGUCUAGAUCCCGUACUCCACGGACCACCCGGGGCAAACGGUCCUUAACAAGAUCUCCUCCAGCCAUCCGCAGGCGCUCUGUAUCUGGAAGUAGUUCUGAUCGUUCACGCUCUGCUACUCCUCCAGCAACAAGGAAUCAUUCUGGUUCUCGGACACCUCCAGUGGCACUCAAUAGCUCCAGAAUGAGCUGCUUCAGUCGUCCUAGCAUGUCACCAACUCCUCUUGACCGCUGUAGGUCACCUGGAAUGCUUGAACCCCUCGGCAGCUCGAGAACACCCAUGUCUGUCCUGCAGCAAGCUGGUGGCUCCAUGAUGGAUGGUCCAGGUCCCCGAAUUCCUGAUCACCCUAGAACAUCUGUGCCAGAAAAUCAUGCUCAGUCUAGAAUUGCACUUGCCCUGACAGCCAUCAGUCUUGGUACCGCUCGGCCUCCUCCGUCCAUGUCUGCUGCUGGCCUUGCUGCAAGAAUGUCCCAGGUUCCAGCUCCAGUGCCUCUCAUGAGUCUCAGAACGGCCCCAGCUGCCGGCCUUGCCAGCAGGAUUCCUGCAGCCUCUGCAGCAGCCAUGAAUCUGGCCAGUGCCAGGACACCUGCCAUACCAACAGCAGUGAACCUAGCUGAUUCGAGAACACCAGCUGCAGCAGCAAUGAACUUGGCCAGCCCCAGAACAGCGGUGGCACCUUCUGCUGUGAACCUUGCUGAUCCUCGCACCCCUACAGCCCCAGCUGUGAACCUAGCAGGAGCCAGAACCCCAGCGGCUUUGGCAGCUUUGAGUCUCACAGGCUCUGGCACACCUCCAAACGCUGCAAACUAUCCCUCCAGCUCCAGAACACCCCAGGCUCCAGCCCCUGCAAACCUGGUGGGUCCUAGAUCUGCACAUGCCACAGCUCCUGUGAAUAUUGCCAGCUCAAGAACCCCUCCAGUCUUGGCUCCUGCAAGCCUCACCAGUACUAGAAUGGCUCCAGCCUUGUCUGGUGCAAACCUCACCAGCCCCAGGGUGCCCCUCUCUGCCUAUGAGCGUGUUAGUGGCAGAACCUCACCACCACUCCUUGACCGAUCCAGGUCCAGAACCCCACCAGGAGGCCCAGGCUGCAGAACCCCACCAGCUGCCCCCAGCCAGUCUAGAAUGACCUCUGAGCGGGCUCCCUCUCCUGCUGCUAGAAUGGCCCAGGCUCCCUCACAGCCUGUUCUCCCUCCAGCUCAGGAUCGGCCUAGGUCCCCUGUGCCAUCUGCUUUUUCUGACCAAUCCCGAUCUUUGCUUGCCCAGACCACCACCUCUGUAGUAGGGUCUCAGUCCCUUACCUCUGGGACGGUGGCAAAGGCCACAUCCUCUGCUGGUGACCACAAUGGCAUGCUGUCUGGCCCUCCCUCUGGGGUGUCCCACCCUGAGGGUGGGGAGCCACCUUCUUCUACGGGGGCCCAGCAGCCUUCUGCAUUGGCCACCCUGCAGUUGGCAAAGGAGCGGCGGAGUUCCUCCUCCUCCUCAUCCUCUAGUUCCUCCUCUUCAUCGUCGUCAUCGUCGUCGUCCUCCUCCUCCUCCUCUGGCUCCAGUUCUAGUGACUCAGAAGGCUCUAGCCUUCCUGUUCAACCUGAGGUAGCAGUGAAGAGGGUCCCUAGCCCAGCCCCAGCCCCAAAGGAGGCUGUUCGAGAGGGUCGUCCUCAGGAACCAACCUCAGCCAAGCGGAAGAGGCGCUCUAGCAGCUCCAGUUCCAGUUCCUCCUCAUCCUCUUCCUCUUCCUCCUCCUCUUCAUCCUCCUCUUCCUCUUCCUCCUCUUCCUCCUCCUCUUCUUCCUCCUCUUCCUCUUCUACUUCCUCCUCCCCCUCCCCUGCUAAGCCUGAUCCUCAGGCCUUGCCCAAACCUGCAAGCCCCAAGAAGCCAACCCCUGGUGAGCGGAGCCUCUUCCCUGUCUCCCUGCCUCCACGCCAUUCUCUUCCACACGUAGCCAGAGGGAUCUUUCUAAAACGCACAUCUGGUUACUUCCCUCCACUCCACAAAUCCUUCCGGGACGCCCUGUGGCCUGCAGGAUAAAGCCCCAUCUCUGCGGGAAUGGCGUGUGAGGCUCUUCACCAACUGGCCUUGCCUGCCCUGUGUUCUCCUCUCCUGCCCGCCCCCACACAUGCCCUCUGCUCCAGCCAUACCCAGCGCCUUGCAGUCUAAGGAGAACCCCAUGCCUUUGGACAUGCUGUUCCUUCUGCCUGGAAUUCCCUUGUCCGCCUGGUGAACUCCUCGUUCUGCAAGACUCCGCUCAAACAGCACCUUCAAGAAGAUCACCCUGCCCCUUCCCUUCCCUUCCCUUCCCUUCGUCUCCCUCCCCUGGGUCCCCAGACCCAUCUACUUCAGUCCCUGCGGGGCUGCUUCCCACACACGGGGCUGAGCAAUCCUCCCUUGGCCUUCAUCACCAGACUGAGCCCCUUCAAGGGCUGGGGCUGUCUUUAUCUUUGUGUCCCCCGCUGCCCCCAUGCCCAACCCACUCGGGCGGAUGGGUGAGUGAGCGGACAAAGGUGGGUCUGAGGCUGGCCCCGUGUGGUGAGGUUUGGUGGUCAAGACCUGGGGAGGGUGGUCCUGAGUGCUGGCUGGUGGAUUUGGAAAUGUGGGGCACUAUGGAGACCUACUCUGCUCCCUAGGUCCCGCAGUCCCCGGAAACCAAUAGACUCCCUCCGAGACUCACGGUCCCUCAGCUACUCGCCUGCUGAGCGCCGCCGCCCCUCGCCCCAGCCC
Hipposideros armiger (great roundleaf bat) is the source of this 8974-nucleotide messenger RNA. RefSeq names its product serine/arginine repetitive matrix 2 (gene SRRM2). The record is from RefSeq and is a predicted model, not a curated record. NCBI's taxonomy places the organism in Eukaryota, Metazoa, Chordata, Mammalia, Chiroptera, Hipposideridae. The transcript has 13 exons. Gene Ontology annotation, cellular component: nucleus. Gene Ontology annotation, molecular function: mRNA binding; protein binding. The coding region runs from base 251 to 8284 and encodes 2677 amino acids.